GGCGGAUCUGCCCCAAACACAAGCAUAAGCACGUGGAACCCGGAGGUGUGCGCUCGCGCUGCGCAGACACGAGCAGCCGUUGAGCCUCCACCUGUUCGACUCGACGUGGCCGCAGGAGGCGAACCCGCUCCUGCGCCAGGCUUUUACGCGCCGCGUGCGACCGGAGGCUCGGCGACUGCGAUUUCGAUUUCGCGUGCGCUCGCGCGCAGAGAUGCUGCACACGGAGACGGGGCCCGCGUGAGGAGAGAACGCGCACGCUCUCCGGAUUCGCACCGACGCGUUAUCUACGCUGAUCCGCGCGCGACACACGAGAUAACACAGCACCGCUUUCCCUUCCACGGCAUCAGUCAAUCAGUCGCCGGGCUCCGAUCUCUAGUCUCCACCGCCUCCACCUUCCCCCGUCUGAGGCGGAGCCCCCCCCCGCGCUGCAGCCAUGCCCAAGAACACCAAGGUGACCCAGCGGGAGCACAGCAGCGAGCCGGUGACCGAGUCCGUGGCCGACCUGCUGUCCCUGGAGCAUCCCAUGGACUAUAAGAGCAGCCAGAUGAGCAUGGGCCUCAGUCCCGGCUCCACGGCUCCGGUGAAGGCUCUGCUUCCCUCCCCUGACCCAGACGCCGAGGACGGCCGCCCGGCCUGGAACAACAAGCUGGAGUACAUCCUGGCCCAGGUGGGCUUCUCUGUGGGCCUGGGCAACGUCUGGAGGUUUCCCUACCUGUGCCAGAAGAACGGUGGAGGUGCGUACCUCGUGCCCUACUUCAUUCUCCUCCUCCUCAUCGGCAUCCCCCUGUUCUUCCUGGAGCUGGCCGUGGGCCAGCGGAUCCGGCGCGGCAGCAUCGGGGUGUGGAACUACGUGUACCCGCAGCUGGGCGGCAUCGGAGUGUCCAGUCUGAUGGUCUGCGGCUUCGUGGGCCUCUAUUACAACGUGAUCAUCGGCUGGAGCAUCUUCUAUUUCUUCCAGUCGUUCCAGUACCCCCUGCCUUGGGCUGAAUGCCCCAUCCAGAGAAACGGAACCCAAGCCAUCGUGGAGCCAGAGUGCGAGAAGAGCUCCGCCACCACGUACUUCUGGUACCGACAGACGCUGAACAUCACCAGCACCAUCGACGACACCGGGGGCCUGAACUGGAAGAUGACCCUGUCCCUGCUGGUGGCGUGGAUCAUGGUCUGCCUGGCCGUCAUCAAAGGGAUCCAGUCCUCUGGGAAGGUGAUGUACUUCAGCUCCCUCUUCCCGUAUGUGGUGCUCUUCUGCUUCCUAGUGCGAGGUUUGUGGCUGAAGGGGGCGGUGGACGGCAUUGCCCACAUGUUCACCCCCAAGCUGGAGAAGAUGCUGGAGCCGCAGGUGUGGAGGGAGGCGGCCACGCAGGUCUUCUUCGCCCUCGGCCUGGGCUUCGGCGGCGUCAUCGCCUUCUCCAGCUACAACAAGCGGGACAACAACUGCCACUUCGACGCGGCGCUGGUCUCCAUCAUCAACUUCGUCACCUCCAUCCUGGCCACGCUGGUGGUGUUCGCCGUGCUGGGCUUCAAGGCCAACGUCAUGAACGAGAAGUGUGUCGUCGAGAACGCAGAGAGGAUCCUGGGAUACCUGAACACCGGCGCGCUGAGCCGGGAGCUCAUCCCGCCGCACAUCAACUUCUCCCACCUGUCCACUCAGGACUACGCUGAGAUGUACGGCGUCAUUAGGACGGUGAAGGAGGAGGGCUUCGGGCAGCUGGGUCUGGACCCCUGCGUGCUGGAGGACGAGCUCAACAAGGCCGUUCAGGGCACCGGCCUGGCGUUCAUCGCCUUCACGGAGGCCAUGACGCACUUCCCCGCCAGUCCCUUCUGGUCCGUCAUGUUCUUCUUCAUGCUGAUCAACCUGGGCCUGGGCAGCAUGAUCGGCACCAUGACGGGCAUCACCACGCCCAUUCUGGACGCCUUCAAGAUCCGCAAGGAGAUCCUGUGCGUGGUUUGCUGUAUUAUAGCUUUCCUGCUGGGCCUGCUGUUUGUGCAACGCUCGGGGAACUACUUUGUCACCAUGUUUGACGACUAUUCGGCCGGUCUGCCUCUCACUGUGGUGGUCAUCUUGGAAAACAUCUCUGUAGCCUGGAUCUAUGGCACCAAGCGGUUCAUGCAGGACCUGGAGGACAUGCUCGGCUUCAGGCCGUAUUCCUUCUAUUACUACAUGUGGAGGUACGUGUCGCCGGCUAUCUUGGUCGUGCUCAUCGCCGCCACCGUCAUCGAAAUGGCAGUGAGUCCCGCAGGAUACAACGCGUGGGUGGAGUCUGAGGGCUCAGAGCGUUUCCAAAGCUACCCUCCGUGGGCUUUGGCCAUGGCCUACGCCCUCAUCAUCGUGGCCAUGCUGCCUCUGCCCGUGGUCUACGUCGCCCGCCAGUUCAACCUGAUCUCCGACGGCUCCAACAAGUUGUCCGUCUCCUACCGCAAAGGCAUGAUGAAGGACAUCUCCAACCUGGAGGAGCAGGACGAGCAGCGCUUCAUCCUCAGCAAGAACCCCAGCGAGGCGCCCUCCCCGAUGCCGGCCCACCGGGCCUACCUGGGCCCCGGCGGCACCCAGGAGAUGACCAACACCAACUACGGCACCAGCGCCAAAACCGGCUACCAGAACAUCGGCUCGCCGGAGUCUGAGCUAUGAUCCACCGACCUGACCACUGAAACCCCCGCCCUGCUCGGAGAGAUACGAACAGAGUCGUGAAGGAGGUCGUGAAGAAGAGGAAGCCCACUGCCGCCCGUUGCAGCGUGCGUCACACCUUAACCCCCAGAGCGCGCUUCCCCCGCCCCGGCGUUCAGCUCCACCGCUCUCUGCCCAUGGUUCCUCUCUUCCUCCUCGUCACAAGGUCUGAGAUGAAGGGAUCGUGGAAGCGUCAGUCGUGUGACGUCAACCGAGGGAGGACUGAAGCUUAGAGAGGCUUCUCUGUGUAAUGAGCCGUGACUGAGGUUAAGGUGUGUGCACCGCCCCCAUCGCUUCGUACAUUAUGACGUGUCUGCAGCUUUAGACGACCAUAACCAUGUUGCGCUUCAGUUCUAGAUGAUUGUUUUUUCCGGGGACAGGACGGAAGCUCUUCUUAUCACUAGAUGAGAGCAGUUUCACCCACAGAAAAGGAAAUGCAUCCAUGUAACACACAGCAUUGAAAUCACUUUGCAUAUUUACGUCUACUGUGCCUAUCAUGCAUCAGCAAUAAUAACCAGUCGGUGGAAUCCUCAUUAGCUCCUUCCGUCCCUUCUCACCCCCACAUACUGUAGAAUACUGUACAUACUGGACGUGUUGUGCAAUAGUCUUACUUAAUGCACUUAGUGCACAUUAGUGUAAAGUAAGGUAAAUUUCAUUCCAGCUCUUUAUGGCUGUGGAAGCGCAGAUGUCAGAGUCAGAUGGUAGAUGAGCCUUUACACUGAGCAGAGACGUUCCUUCUCCGUCUGAACAAGGCUCUGGAGCUGCACGCGUCGUGUUUGCGCCGCCCCAGAUGCUCCUGGCCCGGACAAAAGCUUUUCCAUGGCAAUCAGCCUCUUUAAUCAAGGGUUGAAUCAAUGCCUCGCAGGUCGGAGGUGUGGGUGCGUGAGGGGGAACGAGCGGCGCGGCUUGUUUUCGAUCAGGCGGCAGACGUUGGGAAUUAGAAAUGCAGAUUCAUCUUCGCUCCCCGUGACCCUGCGAGUUUAAAAAUAGAGCAGCGCUCCCCAGCGCGCCAUAGAUACAGAUCCUCUGAGGAGGCGGAGGAGGCGGAGGAGGGCAGACGACUCGCUGUCUGCUGCACCUGCCGCCUGUUUGUUUAGCAAUACAGAGGUUUCACUGCCAGCGUCCUGUGGAGAGAGCCCCGACCACGUACCAGUGCAUUGAGUAAGACGUUUACGGCUCCUUUUUACUCUGGACUCAUCACUUCAUCCCCAGGAGGAUAAUGCUUAUGCUCGACUCUUGUACAUUCCUCACGUUUCAUGAGCACUGAAAUCUACACUUUGAUGUAUUUUUGUGAAACCAAGGUGAAAACUAAAGCCUUUUAUUUUUAUUGUAUACCAAUGUAUGUUUAGGGGUAUAAUAAUGUACUGUGAUCAAUGUUUGGAAUAAGUGAUAACACUGUUCUCACCACUGGGUGUCUCUGUUGGCCAGCGGAGGAGCCAGUGACACACACACACACACACACACACACACACACACACACACACACACACACACACACACACACACACACACACACGCAAUCUCAUGGCUCCUCCCUGACAACCAAUACUUGAGUGAACAGAUGUAGUGUGAAGCACAGUCAGACGCAUUGUUCGGUGCCUGAAUAGCAUCUCUGGUCUGUUUGCCUUAUGCGCUGGUCUUUUGGUUUUGUUGGUCAUGUAAUUUGUCUGUGCAGCGUUUGGACCGAUGUCUCAUCUCAUUCACUUGAGCACUUUAAUUACCUGGAGACCCUGGAGUUGUCUCCAAAGCACACGUUACACAGAAGCUUUGUGGGAUUUAGAAUGUCAUAGUUUGGGUAUUUGUAAACGUCCCAAUGGACACGUAACAUUAAUAGAGCACAGCUGUGUACAGCACGGUCUGUACAUUUCAGCAUGUAAAGCAUCCAGAUUCAAGCAACCUGUGACCUGUGAAAACAAGUGGCACAAAACCUCAGGUGACGACUCUCACCUGGACGGAAAGUGCAGCUUCGAGACUCAAAGCACAUUGAAAGAAGCACAGAAACGUGAGCACAACAGGGGUUCAGGUGGAGUCAAAGCCGUCGUGGGCCCCAAACACCAGAUUAUUGCUCCUGUUAGAAGUGGCAGCUCUCAGUGCUGCAGGUUCCACUACAUGACGCCAUUACAACCACAGCUACUUACACAGCGUCAGCGUCAUCACGAACUGCACACUAAUAGUAUAUUUACUAGUGGAAACCUCUUCAACUCCAGGGUCUCUGUUGUUCAUGUGUUGCUUUACGUUACUCAUUUCUAGAUUUGAACUCGGUUGUAUUAAUGGGAUUAAGCACUAAAACAUAGAAUAAUAGUGUUUUUGUUUAACAGAAUAGUUUAUGUGACCAAACUAUAGUUCUAUUUAUAGUAUUUAAGGAAAUGUAUUUAUUGUGUACAUAUUGAUGUACAUUCUGACAAAUUCACACUGAGUAUCAAUAGUAUGAGUGACUGAGUGUAUACUGUAAAUAAUAACUGUAUAUUUGGAGCUAUUUUUUGAUUUUUGUACUGUAGGUAAUGUUACUUUGGGUCUGUUGGUUUCUGGUGUUAGUGUGGGUUGUUGUCUAUCAAAGCAGCCGUCGCUGUGGGUGUGGGUGCUGUGUACCACAUGAGCGUGAGUGUGUCAGUAGCUGUAGGGUGUUGGUGUUUAGUGUACAUGUAUGUUUUCCUCCUCUCUCAGUGUUGUGUGCUGCUGAUCUAAUCCUGUCGUUACGGUGAACUGGAACCACUUACUCAGGCUCUCCGGAGCUGGUGACACAAUCGAGACGAGAGCUCAGCUAAAUCAGUGAGACAGAACCUUUGUACGAACAAGCAGGUGUGAACAGGGAACUGAAAUCACUUUUAUUAAACAGAAAUGUAUUAUGUG
Betta splendens (Siamese fighting fish) is the source of this 5512-nucleotide messenger RNA. It is a transcript of the gene slc6a17, whose product is annotated as solute carrier family 6 member 17. Gene Ontology annotation, cellular component: plasma membrane; synaptic vesicle. The record is from RefSeq and is a predicted model, not a curated record. The coding region runs from base 434 to 2626 and encodes 730 amino acids. The transcript has 12 exons. Gene Ontology annotation, biological process: sodium ion transmembrane transport; L-leucine transport; alanine transport. NCBI's taxonomy places the organism in Eukaryota, Metazoa, Chordata, Actinopteri, Anabantiformes, Osphronemidae.